This is a messenger RNA of Aspergillus alliaceus, 2519 nucleotides long. RefSeq lists its product as uncharacterized. The transcript has 2 exons. The record is from RefSeq and is a predicted model, not a curated record. NCBI's taxonomy places the organism in Eukaryota, Fungi, Ascomycota, Eurotiomycetes, Eurotiales, Aspergillaceae. Gene Ontology annotation, molecular function: actin binding. The coding region runs from base 221 to 2287 and encodes 688 amino acids.
CGAACGCCCGGGAGAAGUUGCCCCUCCCGCGAGUCUUGUCUCUUGGCCGCAUCAGCGAUUACCCGUGCCUGGAAGUCAAGUGCACAUUUACCCUUCUGCCUGGAGCGACUUCACCGACUCCUGCAAUGUGUCAUAGAGAAGUUCCUUAAGAAACAUCAACGGCGCUUCAUAUCCUCUAAUCCGUUCCCGGUCUUCCUGAACUAGCUCCCCGCGGUCCGUCAUGCCAUCCAUCCUCAGUGACGCCGACAAAGAAACCGUCAAGAGGACUGUCCCCAAACCUGCGAAUAAGAUCCACGCUGUAGCUGUCGCACGACUAUAUGUCGCUUAUCCAGAUCGUCAAAAAUGGACAUUCACAGGUCUCCAGGGUGCUGUCGUCCUGGCCAAUGAUUUAGUCGGGCGGACCUUUUGGUUGAAGCUGGUGGAUGUAUCGCCCGCUGGAAGAGGUGUUAUCUGGGAUCAGGAAAUCUACGACAAUUUCCCCUACAACCAAGACCGAACGUUCUUUCACACUUUUGAGUUGGAAGAAUGUGCGGCUGGUCUAUCCUUUGCUGAUGAGAAGGAAGCUAAAACGUUCAUCAAGAAAAUACAAGAGCGGGAGAAAAAUGCGAGCAAAGAAACCCGGCAGACACCUUUUGCAUCCACGCGUGGCCAAGGCCCUGCUCCGAUGACGAAUGGCAAACAUGGAGUCGGACGAUCGAUUUUCGGUAGCCUGCUAGGCCAUCGGUCAACAUCAGGGUCAAGUGCGCCUCCACCAGUCGCACCUGCAGAGCUUCCUGCUGCGCCUUCAAUCCAAGUUGCUCCACCUCCACCAAGCAGUCCCCCGCGCAAACAGUUACCCUUCGAUACUAGUGAUCCUUCAUGGAAAGGUCUUCUAGACGAACUCUUGCAGAUGGGAAUUACAGAAGAUCAGAUCGCGGAUAAUUCGGACUUUAUCAAGGCAUACAUUGAGCAAAAACAAAGCAACGCUACCGAUACUGCACCGUCUUCAGUUGAGGACAAAAGGGGCAAAGCUCCACCUCCCCCUCCUCCAUCAGCGCCUCCUGCUCCUAAGCCGAGCACUAUCAGCCCGCAACACACCGGUAACAGUACUGGUAGUGGUGGUCGACGAGGUGCUCCACCACCACCUCCGCCAUCACGGAGGACUCGUCCUGAAGCAGAGGAAGAUUCGCCUGCGCCCAAUCGCGAGCCAUCUCCUCCCAGAAUGAGAUUCCGAGCGCCGCCUCCAAUUGCAGAUGCUGGCAAAUUUGCGCACAGUAAUGGCCCUCCUCUUCCUGGUCGACAAAGAGCACUGUCAGGCGCGAACUCCGGGCCUCCUCCCCCGCCACGGCCUCCGAAGACCCCUAUGGAUGACAGCCAGCCUCGGUUUGGGGUGCCUCCGCCUUUCCAAGGGGAGCGAAAGGUGUCCGCUCCUCCAGCACCACCCAGCCGUAGUCCCGCACCUCCAGGGCCACCACCACGACCACCUCCCCGCACGUCAAGCCCUGCAUUGCCGCCGCAGCUUCCUCCCAAGGUUCCGCAUACGUCGGCCUCGAUACCUCCUCCCCCGCCCCCGAGAAGUCCAGCGAGCCAACCCCCUCCACCACCUGUGCCAGCUGCUUCACGGCCUACACCUCCUCCGCCUGCGUCUAAUGCUAUGCCCCCUCCCCCACCGCCGCCUUCGUCAAGCGUUCCUCCACCUCCGCCGCCACCACCACCACCACCACCACCACACCCAUCACCAAGCCCAAGCCCUUCUGCUCCCCCUCCCCCUCCCUCCUCGAGCGGACCCCCACCACCGCCACCACCACCUCCAUCAAGCAGAGGUCCUUCGGCUCCUCCUCCGCCACCACCACCGCCUUCUUCCAGUAUCCCUCCUCCGCCCCCUCCUUCAAGCAGAGGGCCCCCGGCCCCUCCUCCUCCGCCCCCAGCAGCCGGAAGUGGAGCACUGCCUCCACCGCCUCCACCGCCAGGAGCCGGUGCUCCCCCUCCACCUCCCCCUCCAGGCGGAGCAGCUCCACCUUUGCCUACACCUGCUGGUGGAAGGGACGACCUUUUGGCUGCUAUUAGGGCAUCCGGAGGCAAAGGAGGUGCAGGCUUGCGGAAGGUCAAAGAUAGCGAGAAGAAGGAUCGUAGCGAGGCGGCGGUCCCUGGGUCCGCUAAUGAGUCAUCCACGGCUUCAGCGGGUGGCGGAGCCGCCCAAGGCGGUAUGGCAGGCGCUCUUCAGGCCGCUCUUGAUAAGAGAAAGCAGAAAGUUAGCGGUAGCGGUAAGUUGGCUGUUUCCUGCCGAUUGAUCGAUAGCGCAUACUAAUCCACCUCACAGAUGACGAAAAGGAUGAUGACGACGAUUGGUAAAUUAGGAGUCUACUUCUCAUUCUUGCUUCAAGUGUUGCUGUGGGUUAGACCGGUCUAGUUUCGUUUGAUACCUACAUAUUGUAGCGUUGUUCGUCUUUCGAUAUCCAGCAUUGUUCUUCGGCUCAGCAGGUAUCGGUUGGAUUGAUUUCCCGUCAAGGUUCCUCCAGGUAGCAAAAGCUAAAAUCUAC